GCGUUUAACAGCCGAAUUAUUAUUAUUAAUAGACGCCCGUGCAUAUUUGCUUGUCGUUUUUAAUGAAAGUGGAAAUAUGGGAAGCGAGUCUCCUCUAUCGAGUGUGAACGUCGUGCUCGUCAUGGCCUUCGGUAGUUUGGUGUUUGUUUUGCUGUUCAUCUUUGUCAAAAGACAAAUUAUGCGUCUAGCCAUGAAAUCCCGUAGAGGACCCCACGUUCCAAUCGGUCACAAUGCUCCAAAGGAGCUUAGGCAAGAAAUUGAAGCAAAACUGUGCCAAGUCCAGAAAGUCCACUUUGAACCUCGUCUGCUGUCUCCAGAAGAUGAGCGGCCAAUGUCUGGUUGCUGUGACUACCAUUAUAGGAUGAGAGCAUUAGAUGCCAUCAGAGACACAGAUUUCCCGUUUUGCGAACUGGGCGGUUCCUCCAGCGCUGUGACGGGAAAACGAUUCAGGGCGUGGCUCCUGCAGCUGCGAAACUCCCACUGCCUCUUUCGGGAAAGCCAAAAGGGUUUGAUUGACACCGUGUUGGACGGGUACAACAAAGCACGCCAUGGAGCAGAGGCUUUUGGUGAAGCAGAACUCUUCAAAUACCAGGACGCUCUCUGUCAACUGGCCUCUGUUGUCAAGUCCCAAAGCAGCAGCAAUACAGAUAGCCAACAGCACCACCAAACCGCCGCUAAAGACUUAACCGCCAUCGCCGAGCCUGUAAACUCCUCCCACUCGUCUCGGACGCACCUCACGACGGCAGCGCAGCAGCGCAUCAAGAGGACCAGGAACUUGCUGGAGCUGAAGAACUUUAAAGAUAAGUACAACACACUGGACAGCACACUGUGAAACAUGUGGAUGGGAGGCCAGUGUGAAUUUGACAUAUCGUUCACGUUACAUAAUAAUACCUCUUAACAUGCAGCUUGUGCAUAUAUACUGUGUUGUUGCUAACAUUAGGUUGGCAUUAAGUAUUUAUUUCACAUGGGGUUGACUUGACCAAAAUAAGAGCUACGAAUAAUAAGACAAUCAGUAUUUAUUGCACAAAUAUAAAAGCCUAUGCAAACUUUAUGUAAAUGGUGACUUUUAGUGAAACAUGCGCACUUACGUUUACAUUUCUGCAUUUUUAGAGCCUUAAAAUAAUGAUUUAUAUAAGCCAUACAUUUGUUUUGAUUAUGUGCCAAUUAGCACAACCUUAAUGUUUUUUCUCCAGUGCAUUAAUUUAUUCUGUUGCAAUCGUUUAUCCAAUGUAUGUUUCUUAGGGGGGCUACACUAAAUGUCUGAUUUUACUCUGGAACAUUCUGCCUUGAAAUUAAACUGAUCUGCACACCGGUUUUGUCUUUUGCUUGUAGUUUGCAGACAUGUUCAGCAGAGGGCGCACCCUACUUGACAAUAAAAACAACAAA
Messenger RNA from Nerophis lumbriciformis (worm pipefish), 1386 nucleotides. It is a transcript of the gene ltap1, whose product is annotated as linkage group 21 C1orf43 homolog. The record is from RefSeq and is a predicted model, not a curated record. NCBI's taxonomy places the organism in Eukaryota, Metazoa, Chordata, Actinopteri, Syngnathiformes, Syngnathidae. Gene Ontology annotation, biological process: phagocytosis.